Messenger RNA from Brienomyrus brachyistius, 2499 nucleotides. It is a transcript of the gene eif2d, whose product is annotated as eukaryotic translation initiation factor 2D. NCBI's taxonomy places the organism in Eukaryota, Metazoa, Chordata, Actinopteri, Osteoglossiformes, Mormyridae. The coding region runs from base 199 to 1725 and encodes 508 amino acids. The transcript is spliced from 14 exons. Gene Ontology annotation, biological process: formation of translation preinitiation complex; translational initiation. Gene Ontology annotation, molecular function: translation initiation factor activity; RNA binding. The record is from RefSeq and is a predicted model, not a curated record.
CCGACGGACAUAUUUUGUGUUACGCAAAGGCAGCGGCUCCUAAGGCAUUGAAGUGUUGUGAGGGCAAAAUUGCAUUUUGUUUGCAUUUGUUGACGUAUCCGUUUGCCAUUUGGAUUUGGGAUUCAAGCAUUUCUAUCAGGAAUUGUUUCAGAGCUUUCGGAAGAGGUGACCUGGUGUGUCACGCAAUCCAGCGCUAGGAUGUUUGCUAAGCCUUUCCGUGUGAAAUCCAACACAGUGAUUAAAGGAUCUGACAGGAGGAAGCUAAAGACGGAGAUCUCUAACACCUACCCAGCACUGUCUGUGGAAGAUCUGUCCGAGCUGGUCCCAAACAAGGAGGAACUGAAUGUGCUUAAGGUGUAUGCACACAAAGGAGAUGCUGUCACCAUAUACGUCCUCCACAGAAACCCCAUAUUCUUUGAACUGGAGAAGUAUAUUUAUCCCACAGUCUAUACUCUUUGGCGCUAUCCUGACAUCCUGCCAGCUUUCAUGACCUGGCCUGCGGUGCUUCAGAAGCUAGCAGGAGGAGCAGAUCUUAUGUUGCCUGGUGUGGUUGUGCCACCUGAGGGACUCCCAGAUGUGAGACAGGGUGACUGCUGUGCCGUAACUGUGGUGAAAAACAGGGCCCCGGUCGCCAUGGGCACCGCCGCCAUGUCCACCUCGGAGAUGUUAGGCUUGGCCAUGAAGGGGAGAGGGGUGUCCAUUCUGCACGCCUACAUGGACAGUCUGUGGGCAUUUGGUGACAAGACAGGACCACCGACUAUUCUGCCCCUGCAUAACAUGGAGUUUGCAGAGGACGACUGCAUGAGGGAGGGGGAGAUUGAAGAGGAGGCUUCUGCCAGUCAGGACAGGGAUCCAGACACGGACCCUCCCAGCGAGGGUCUGAAGGAGCUCAGUCUCAGUCAGGACGAAUCAGAGGGGGGGCAGGAGCAGGUGGACGGAGAGGAACAUUUAGAGGACAGCAGAUCUCCACAAGAGCAGAUGGAUGCUCUGCUUGUUCGCUGCUUCCUCCACGCCCUCAAGAGUAAGGUGAAGAAAUCCGAGCUCCCGCUGUUAACCAGCACUUUCCUGCGGAACCACAUGUUCUCCUGCUGCCCUAAUGGGAAGCAGUUAGACAUCAAGAAAUCAAGCUACAAAAAGCUCUCCAAGUUCCUGCAGUCGAUGCAGCAACAGCACCAUCUCGUCCAGGUGAAGGAGCUCAGCAAAGGGGUGGAGAGCAUAGUUGAAGUGGACUGGAAGAAUCCUGAGCUGCGCUCUUUCUGCCUGCCCGAGGAGGGCAUGCCAGAGGACGUUCCCGCGCGGGAUGGCGGCCACUCCGACGUGCCGUACCACCCCCCCGAGAUCACCCUGCUCUACACUGUCACUGCCCGGCUGGAGCCCCUCUUCCAUGAAUCCCAGAAGAAGAAGGGUGCAGUGCUGUGCCCAGGAGAAGUGAGGACCGUUGUGACCGAAUAUGUGAAGAAGAACGAGCUAGUAGAUGAACAAAACAAGAACUAUGUCAACAUCAACCCCACGCUCUGUGACUGCUUGCUGGACAAGUCUGAGUACCAGGAGGUGGAGCGACUCAAGUGGGAUGAUCUCUUCUCCAGAACAAUGGAUCGAAUGCAGCAGUGUUACCAGCUGCAGUUCCCUGGCCAAGAGCCCGUCAUCAGAAAGGGCCAAAUUGAGCCCAUCGAUAUUUCAGUCGCUUCUAGGGGAUCCAACAAGAAGGGGGGGAAUUACCAGUAACGCACCAGUAAAGCAUUGCAUACAGGAAAUAGCAUUGUGCAAAAUGCGUUGUGGGCAUUUGCAUUUUCUCACAUUGUUUGAGCAGCAUCUGGUAAGACUGUUAUUCCAGAUCUCCCCUCUGCCUUGUGUUUCUGCUGAACCUUGCUGUUGCUUAAUAAAUGCCUAAUUGAGGUUGCCACACACUUUCACAGUCCCGCUCUGGUGUUUGCACAGAAGUAUUGAAAGCUCCCAGAACGGGCGAUUUCACACCCUUUCACACCCCCAAACUCCAGCCAUCCUUGCAUGACUGUCAUGAUCUAACGAGUCUAGUAAUGUCACGGUGUAGCUGAACCCACAGAGGCUUAAGUGCUGAGGAAUCUCUCUUAACUACUGACGCCUCUCAGGUGAAUGUUGAAUCGCUAACAGUUGUUCUUGACUUGCUACUACCAGACGUACCUCAGCCUGGAUGUCUGAAAACCCUCAUAGACAGUGUUUGUUCAGAUUUUCUCCAGGUGAUUAAAUUUUCUCUUGCAAUCCAUAAACAUGCAUUUAGGCCAAUCAGAACAUCUGCAGUAAUUUAUCUAUAGUGUGUGACCGUGCCCGCCGCCUUAUCCGUUGUGCUUCCUGGGACAGGGAUCACCGUGACACUUAUGUAAGUAGCUGUGGAACUUGACUGGAUGCUGAACAUAAAUCACCCACUUGUCAGCCUAAAUACCUCUAGAUGUGUAACCGCAGUCAUUAGCAGGUUUUUGUCUCCUCAUGGGCUCACCCUAUGACGCCAUGCGCUUCCCUAUC